Messenger RNA from Pipistrellus nathusii (Nathusius's pipistrelle), 948 nucleotides. The record is from the annotation of a GenBank genome assembly. NCBI's taxonomy places the organism in Eukaryota, Metazoa, Chordata, Mammalia, Chiroptera, Vespertilionidae.
AUGGCCGGGCAGCGCCUCGCGGUCCCCCGGCUGGAGGGGGUCUCGCAGGAGCACUUCCUGCAGCACCUGUACCCACAGAGAAAACCCGUAGUGUUGGAAGGAAUUGACUUGGGGACAUGCACAAGCAAAUGGACGGUGGAUUACCUGAGUCAAAUUGGAGGGGGGAGAGAAGUGAAGAUUCACGUUGCCGCCGUUGCCCAGAUGGACUUCAUUAGUAAGAACUUUGUGUAUAGAACUUUACCUUUUGACAAGUUGGUUCAGAGGGCAGCUGAAGAAAAGCAUAAAGAAUUCUUUAUUUCUGAGGAUGAAAAGUACUACUUAAGGUCACUUGGAGAAGACCCUAGAAAGGAUGUUGCAGAUAUCAGAAAGCAGUUUCCUUUAUUGGAAGGAGAUAUUAAGUUUCCAAAAUUCUUCAAAGAGGAGCAGUUCUUUUCCAGUGUUUUUCGAAUUAGCUCACCAGGAUUACAACUUUGGACCCACUAUGAUGUAAUGGAUAAUUUCUUAAUACAAGUGACAGGAAAAAAGCGUGUUGUACUGUUCAGUCCUCGAGAUGCCCAGUAUUUAUAUUUAUCAGGUACUAAAUCAGAAGUACUGAAUAUAGAUGACCCAGACUUAGCUAAAUAUCCAUUGUUUUCCAAGGCUAGAAGGUAUGAAUGUUCCCUUAAUGCUGGAGAUGUAUUAUUCAUUCCUGCUUUAUGGUUCCAUAAUGUAAUUUCUGAGGAGUUUGGAGUGGGAGUGAAUGUCUUUUGGAAACACCUUCCGUCUGAAUGCUAUGAUAAAACAGAUACCUAUGGAAACAAAGAUCUCACAGCAGCAUCAAGAGCUGCACAGAUUUUGGACAGAGCCUUAAAAACACUGGCUGAAUUACCAGAGGAAUACAGGGACUUCUAUGCACGGCGAAUGGUCUUACACAUUCAAGACAAAGCCUAUAGCAAAAACUUUGAGUAA